AGUCGCAGCGGCGGGGGCAGACGCGCGGAUCUCGAAACAGGCAGAGGUGGAGCGGCGGCGGCGAGUUGCGUGCAAUUCCGUUGUCCAUUUUACUCGAGCUCUCGCCCAUCUCUGGCUGUGGGAUUCGAGUCUGAAAGAAAAUUUGCUCAGGAUGCGGUUUCGAUUGUUUGAGGUGACGGCGAGGGGAAAAUGUGAUUGAUUUUCUUUGUAAUUCUGUGACAGCAGUGCUCUCUCCAAGUGGCCGAUGGUGCCUCGGGGGGUAUCUUGGUCAGCUUUUCUCCGUGGGAGCUAAUAGCCCACAUCAAGCGUGGUGAAAUGUCUUGAUUUGACUUGAUUGCCUUCAUUCUCGUGUGCACAUACAUUAAGUUUUGUAGAUUUUGUGUAGUUGCUAGAUGCCUUUAUUUCUUCAACGGACCAUAGAGGAUGCAAGUCAAAAUCAGGUGUAUUGAUUACACCUCACCAUUGAACUACGCUAAUAUCAACGACGUGCUUUACCCUUGCUCCGUAUCAUUUCAUCUAAAAAUCGACAAACUUUCAAGUUUAUAUUAAAAAGGCAAAAAUGUCACUAAACCGGUUUUGUUUAAUAAUUGGUUUUGGGAGGAAAGCAGAUUGUUGUUUAGCUGGGGGAUUAUGAGAAAUGCUAUCUUUCAAGGGAUACAAGGACAUUUAAUAACUCAUGGAGUAAUUGAAAUAUUGAGUAUGCUUGAUGGCGAACAGGAGUGUGAUGGAAGGUUCCAGUAAGGGGUCCACCGGACAACCCGGUAAGGUUCUUUGUUGGAAGUACCUUCAAAAAGCAUCUUUGUAAUCUCAAAAUGAUGCAGUAUGUUACAACAAGCAAGCGAUCCAGUUAGUUAUUAUUAUUCCUCAAGGGGGAAAUAAUCAAUUGUUCUUUUUAAGCAUAAAAGAAAUCCUGGUUUCUCAUAUUCGUGCAGUCUCCCUGCCCCCCUUUCAAGGCAAGGUUAACCAGAGCUGAGUGUAAUUUCAACCAGAAAGCGACGGAACCCUGAGGCAACAUCAGCCCGCCCUUUGCUAGCUAGAGCGCACUGCUUGUCUGAUUGGUGGGCGAAAGUGUCUCCUCCUUUCACCUGACGUGUUUUUUACUGCAUGCUCUUGAUGAAAACUCUGCGUUUUGCAUACUUUGAGCCACAUGGAGGGUGAAUGUUUGGUCACAUGGGUUCAGGUUUACACGUCACAGCCAUUGACAGCGAUUCCAUCUUGUCUUGGCUUGUGAGUUUGGGAAUGCGGAGUUUCCCCACAAGCCCUCCUUUGUUUCUUCUGAUUUAUGCAUGCGACCUCUUUUUUUUUUAUCAUAUGUAAUAGUCCAUAAUGUUUGUAUAUUUUUCCCCACUUUUGCCAUGGUCUGUGAUUGGUGGUAGCAGCAGAGUGUCACAGUCAUUUCUGGAACAUCUCCUCACUGUCCUUUUUUUUGCUCUUCCCUCUUUUACCCCCUCUUGUCCCAGCGAGCUCAUUGCUAUGCGCAAGUCCUCGCAGGCAAGUGACCUUCAGUUACGCUCCGACUACUUUUCCUUUUCGCGCACGCCAGGAGCCCAGCGUCAUAAAAAAUGCACUUUCUUCAGAUUGCAGUAGAUUUUAUCCGCUCAUCCUUGCCCCUCGUUCUUUUUGAAAGCCUUGUUAAGACAACCGCGGCAUGUUAAAGAGCGUUAAGGAGGCUGUGCCAAACCGGGGGCUGACCCAGAUGGUGCGUACGCAGGGGGGAGUGAUUGCAUAGAUUGUACAAACGUGCAUCAAUGUACGUUUACCGGGAGCAUCAGGCUUGUGAGUACUGCAGCAUCAGCUGGAUGCAGUCUAUUGGUUUCUUUCUCCCUCCAAGCCCAUCUCUCAUCUGUCAGAGCCCUCCCUCCCUCCAGACCCCCACCGCGUCAUGCCGUCCGCCCCUCCUUCGCCAACUCCCCGCACUCUUUUCUUUCUCUGUGCACCUCGAGCUUCGGUAGCUGUACUCUUGAGCAUCCUUGCUGCCGCUGCUAUAAAUAUCUGCUGGAAGCAGUAGAGCGGCAGCAGCAUCGGCAGCAGGCAGGCCGGAGGGAGGUGCCGGAGACCGGACCAGAGGACAGGACAAGUGGAGGAAAUAAGUGUGGUGAGAGGAGAAGAUGGUAGAUGAUUAUUAUCCAUUCGUCUAGUAGAGAUAAAGUGUUUGUAAAUGUUUUGGUUGUUGGUCUGUGCUAGAGUUGGGGAGUCAGUGGAGUUUCAGACUGAAGUGAACUGAGAAGUGAACCGCACUUCAACUAUGCAAGGAUCGACGUUCCCCGGACUUAAAGCCAACUUGGACCAGGCUUUCGCCGAUUUAGUUUUGUAGAGACAUGCAGGCCGGCAUGGGCCGGGGCGGGGCUGAGAUGUCAUGCUCCUGUGUUGCUGGUGGUGCCUGAGGUCUGAAACGGUAGAACUGGACGGCCGGAGGGUGGACCACCAUGUGUUGAACUGUGAGGCCGGCGCCUCCUCCGCCAUCACAGCUGUGUCCCUCGACCGAUGGGAGCCGGAAACGAGCAACGUUGUCGUGCAGCCCCCUCAGAGUGUGAAGAACGCAACCUUUAGCUUACCAUCCUACCACACAUACAGUAACAGCUACGACUACUCUGAUCAGAGCCGGCAAAGCGAACACGCGGGCCUCUGUGGCCUGUCGAACCUGGGCAACACUUGCUUCAUGAACUCUGCUGUGCAGUGUUUAAGUAAUAUCCCCCCCCUGACGGACUACUUCCUCAAAGACAAGUACACGAGUGAGCUGAACGUGGACAACCCACUUGGCAUGAAGGGAGAGAUUGCCCGAGCGUAUGCUGAGCUCAUAAAGCAAUUGUGGUCCUGCAAAUACAGCUAUGUUACCCCAAGGCCUUUUAAGACCCAAGUGGGCCGCUUCGCCCCUCAGUUCUCAGGCUACCAGCAGCAGGACUCCCACGAGCUGCUGGCCUUUCUCCUGGACGGCCUCCACGAAGACUUGAACCGGAUCAGGAAGAAGCCGUACAUCCAGCUGAAGGAUGCCAACGGGCGGCCCGAUAAGGUGGUGGCCGAGGAGGCUUGGGAGAACCACAUCAAGAGGAACGACUCCAUAAUUGUUGACAUCUUUCAUGGCCUCUUUAAGUCCACCUUGGUGUGUCCUGUGUGCUCCAAGGUCUCCGUGACCUUUGAUCCCUUCUGCUACUUGACGCUGCCCCUGCCCAUGAAGAAGGAGCGGACAUUAGAGGUUUAUCUAGUCAGGCUGGACCCUCUGGCCAAACCCACCCAGUACAAGCUGACGGUCCCAAAGGUGGGCUACAUCUCGGACCUGUGCGCCUCCCUCUCCGGUCUGUCUGGGGUGCCCGUUGAAAAGAUGAUCGUAACAGACAUCUACAGCCACUGUUUCCACCGGAUCUUCGCCACCAACGACAACCUCAGCAGUAUCAUGGAAAGAGAUGACAUCUAUGUGUUUGAGAUUGGGGUGAACCGGGUGGAAGACACGGACCACGUUGUGAUCCCAGUGCACCUGAGGGAAAAGUACAAACAGUCGGGAUACAACCAGACCAGCACGCCGCUGUUUGGGCAGCCUUUCCUCAUCGCUGUGCCUCGGAUGCUUAAUGAGGAUAAACUCUACAACAUGCUGCUACUGCGCCUCUGCCGGUUUGUGAGAUCCACCGUAGCGGACGAUGAGGACGACUGCGAAGAGACUCAGUCAACUAAAGAACACACCGUCAACGGCAAUGCUACCAACGGCGUACUGGAGGAGGGGUCGCCAAGUGAAACGGAGACUGAUGAGCAGGAUGAUGAGUCCAGUCAGGAUCAAGAGUUGCCUUCCGAGAAUGACAACAGCCAGUCUGAGGACUCCGUGGGCGGGGACAACGAGCAGGAAAACGGCGUGGUUGCUCCGCAGAACUCCACUAAAGGACAACAGUUCAGCGGGCACAGCAAAAGAAAACUUUUUACAUUCCAGCUCAAUAACACGGGGAAAAUGGACCUUUCGCUCAUAAAGGAGGACACGAGGCAGAUUCGGUUUGACGAAGGACACUUACGGCUCAAUGUUUGUCAUUGUCUUCCAGACCGGUCUUAUCUGUCUUUGGAGUGGGAGCCGAAGAUCAGGAAAAAGUACUUUGACGACAGUAUGGUUGAGGACUUUGACAAGCAUGAGAGCAUGGAGUACAAACCUCAGAAGAAGGCCUACUUCAAGCUAAAAGACUGCAUCGAGCUGUUCACUACGAAGGAGAAGCUGGGAGCUGAGGAUCCUUGGUACUGUCCAAACUGUAAGCAACACCAGCAGGCCACGAAAAAGCUGGAUCUGUGGUCACUUCCUCCAGUGUUGGUGGUCCAUCUGAAAAGAUUCUCCUACAGUCGCUACAUGAGGGAUAAACUCGACUCUCUCGUUGACUUCCCGCUCAGCGAUCUGGACAUGUCCGAGUUCCUGAUCAACCCCAACAGCGGACCGUGUCGAUACGACCUCAUCGCUGUCUCCAACCACUACGGCGGCAUGGGCGGAGGCCACUAUACCGCUUACGCCAAGAACGCGGAUGACGGAAAGUGGUACAACUUUGACGACAGCAGCGUGUCACCUGCCAGCGAGGAUCAAAUAGUGUCCAAAGCGGGCUACGUGCUCUUCUACCAGCGCCAGGACACGGUGAAGGGCACCGGGUAUUUCGCUCUCGACCGUGGGAAAGAGGAGGACAACAAGGAGGAGGAAGUGGAAGACGAGGAUGAGAACGACGGGAAAAGGAGCGCUUCCUCGGUUCGGGGUGCAGCUUCUCCCGUUGCCGCCGCUCUGAGCGAGGACCUGAACGAGAACCGGUGUGGGAACGAUGACGAGUCGGAACAGGAAGAGGAGGAGGAGGCGCCCUGUCGAGAUGUCACCAUGAGCGCCAACUGACAAGCGAGGACAUGAAUAAGCGAGAGAGAGAGAGAGAAAUCUUUCCAUCCAAAAGCCAUAUGGAUGCACAGCAUGGCAGGCAGGUGCCAUCGGGCCCACCCGGGCUCGCCAGGUGGACCCAAAGUGGGCGUUGGUGGUACGCUGAGAUUUCAGAGCCCCCUCCUCUGUGGCUGAAUCACCGUUUUCGUGCGCGCGUCUGUCACACCUUACGUUUUUGUUCCGCGGCCGUUUUCAUUCUGCGGCUCCGCCCGAGCAGCUUCGCGUUCCCACGACGAGUCUUUUAUACCUCCGAGAGAAAGUUCUGCUUUUAAUCCGCUGCAUUUGUACAUAUUUUAAGCACUGAACAGCCACGUGGUGUCCAUUUGCGCUGAAGCGUUGUGAACUUGCACAAUCACCAACCAUCCACUUCCGAAAAAAAAAAAUACAUUUUUUAAAAUUUUGUUCUUAUUGCCAGACACUGCGGUACUUCAGAGAUGAAUGUGAUGUGACUUUUCUCUGACGACGUGCGCAGGAGGCUGCCUUCAUUACCGCACAUGAUACGUAAUCUCACGUCUGGACUCUUGUUAGGUUAUUAAUUUUAUGAUUUUUUUUUUUUUUUUUUUUUUUUUUUUUUAUGCCAAGCUCGUGACCUUGUUUUCACGUCCGGCGAUCAGCGGCGCCCUCUAUCGGCCGUUUGCCGCUCAACCCAUAAGCAUGUCCGCGGCUAGAUGCUUUUAGCGCUAAACGAAGACCUCAGAUAAUGACGUGCCAUAGAUAUACAAACGAUAUAGUCUGCAAUACUUUUUAGCGUUAGGGAAAUACGUGCGCGCUUGCUCAGCCUUAAAUCUUCAUCUCACACAUUUCAUCCCUUUUGCAUGGCCCCUUUAAAAAUGCACUUGAAUGUCCAGAGUUAAAAAAAAAAAAAACCUGCUUGGCACAUCACAGCCACGUCUUUUUUUUUUUUUUUUUUUUUUUUUCAUAAUUCACAGGAGGGCCAGAAUGUAUGCAAAGUGAACACUGACCACAUGUAUGUGAUUGCCUUUUUUUCCCCCUCCUCAAUAGGGGCACCCCCCCUCAAAUAAGUAUAUUUUUUUAAAGUUUUUUUUUUUCUCUGGUUGGUUGAAUGUGAUUUGUGACGGCUUCUCUCGCUUUUCUGGCUGAAUGCUUGUGCUUUUGAGGAUCGGGGGCAAGUCAUUUUUCGAAAUUGGGGGGGGGGGGCUUUUCAGCAUUAGUUAUGUGGCAGAUUGUUGGCGGGGUAUUCUUCCAUCGGCGAUGCGUUUAUUCUCCACGGUGGAGUGUGGCUGUCUCUGCUUUCGGCUCGGCGACCCGUCGCUUUUUGUGCGUCUCUGCUUCUUGCCUUGCAUUUUUUUUUGGGGAGGGGGGCUGACUCACCCCCUUCCCGAGCGAGAACGAAACCGCUACGAUACUUAUACCGUACUGUAAAUAAGAGUUCACUCUGUGAGUGCACAUUUGAUAAAAGUUUAUUUAUUUAUAUGUGAGCAUUUAAUAAGGAAAACAAUAUAUUUAAAUAAAACCCGGGCAAGAGCGCAAUUCAUUUGAGAUGGUGAGGUGGGGUUUUGUUUGUGCUCUUGUCAGGAUGGGAAUAUAUAUAUAUAUAUAUAUAUAUAUAUAUAUAUUUUUUUUUUUUUUAAAAGGAUGUUUCUUUGUUUGGGGAAUAAUCCAAGCAUCCUUGCAUGAUUAGGGGUUUCCAGGUUUGGGUGCACUUGAGUUCACUUG
Molecule: messenger RNA, 6556 nt
Organism: Syngnathoides biaculeatus (alligator pipefish)
Lineage: Eukaryota; Metazoa; Chordata; Actinopteri; Syngnathiformes; Syngnathidae
Product: ubiquitin carboxyl-terminal hydrolase 15-like
Exons: 16
Coding region: 2357-4840 (827 amino acids)
Biological process (GO): protein deubiquitination
Molecular function (GO): cysteine-type deubiquitinase activity
Source: RefSeq, a predicted model, not a curated record